UCUGAGCAAUGAGGCAGACGGAGAGACGCAGGUAGUCAAAUCACAUAUCCGUCAGCUUUACUCAGAAAUGAAUGAACGAGGUAAUCAAAUUUAAAUACACGGCAGCUAAAGGCACACUCAGAGAUGGUGCUUCAUUUUUAUGUUAGCACGUCUUUCAACUUUCAGAUUUUUUUGUGCAUAUGUUUUGCUUCUCUUGGAUAUGGAGAAAACGUCGAUAUUACUCCGAAAGCGACUGCUGUUUUUUCAUCUAAAUAUCCUCUUUGGAGCUCAACGGAUGACACUGCUGGAAAUGAAGCUGACGAAACCAAUCCGGAGUUUUUUACACUGAACUUCUCUCGCAUUAAGAUCCCGUUUGAGAUCACUUUAUGGGUGCUGCUGGCUUCCUUUGCCAAAAUAGGUUUCAAUGUCUACCAUAAGAUCACAGUCUGGGUGCCUGAGUCAUGUUUGCUGAUCUCCCUUGGAUUCAUAGUAGGAGGCGUCAUGCAUGCAGUGCGCAAGGAGCCGCCGGCAGUAGUCUCCUCCAAUGUCUUUUUCCUCUACAUGUUGCCACCCAUUAUUCUAGACUCUGGCUACUUUAUGCCCACUCGACCCUUCUUUGAAAACAUGGGCACGGUAAUGUGGUUUGCUGUGGUUGGCGCCUUGUGGAAUAUCAUGGGCGUCGGCAUCUCCCUAUUUGCCAUCUGCCAGAUCGAGGCGUUUGGUGUGCAGGACAUUAACCUGGAGGAGAACCUUCUGUUCGCCACCAUCCUCUCAGCUGUUGAACCGGUGGCUGUGCUCAGUGUGUUUGAGGACAUCAGCAUAAAUGAGCAGCUCUACAUCGUGAUGUUUGGAGAGUGUCUGUUCAAUGAUGCCGUCACUGUGGUGCUGUACAAUCUCUUCAAUCAUGUAGCAAUGAUGGAAGUGGAUGAACCUGCGGUCAUUUUAAGUGACAUUGGCGGAUUUUUUGUGGUGGGUUUGGGUGGGAUUUUUUUUGGCUUGCUGUUUGGGUUUUUGACAGCCUUGACCACACGGUUCACUGGAAAAGUGAGAGAGAUCGAGCCCCUGGUCAUCUUCAUGUUCAGUUAUAUGGCCUACCUGAUAGCUGAGCUCUUCGCCCUCUCCAGCAUCAUGGCUAUCUUAACCUGCACCUUGAGUAUGAAGUACUACGUUGAGGAGAAUGUGUCCCAGCGCUCAUGCACCACUAUUCGCCAUGUCAUCAAGAUGGCUGGAAGUGUGUCAGAAACACUAAUGUUCUUUUUUCUGGGUGUUGUUACAAUCACAAUGGACCACGAGUGGAACUGGGGCUACAUCCUCUUUACUCUGUUCUUUACUCUUUUUUGGAGGUUUCUGGGAGUCCUGGUCCUAACACUGAUCAUUAACCCUUUCCGCAAGAUUCCUUUCAACUUCCAAGAUCAGUUUGGCUUAGCCUAUGGUGGGCUGAGAGGAGCCCUGUCCUUUGCCUUGGCCUUCACUCUACCAAACAGCAUUGCUCACAAGAAGCUUUUCAUCACAGACACGAUUGCCGUCAUCAUCUUCACAGUUUUCAUUCAAGGAAUAACUAUAAGACCCCUUCUAAAGUUAAUGAAUAUCCGUAAGACGAAUUGGAACUUGGAGACCAUCAAUGUUGAGAUUCACAAAAGGUUAAUGGAGCACACAGUCGCCGGCAUAGAAGAUCUAUGUGGACAAUGGAGUCACUACCGCUGGAAAGACAUGUUCGUGAAGUUCAAUAACCGGUUCAUUCGCAAGAUUUUAAUCCGCGAUAAUCGUCCUGAAUCAAGUAUUGUGUCUCUGUAUAAGAAAUUGGAGCUUCGAAACGCCAUGGAGAUUCUGGACACAAUGUCUGGUGACAUCAGCGCAGCUCCCUCCUUAAUGUCAUUACAACUUUUAAGUGAUGGUUGUUCUUGAUCUGUUAUGGGAAGCAGACGGACAAGGAAGGUGAGUGAAUUAUUAACAAUGUUUAUUUGUAACACAUGAGCACAUCAGGAGAACGGAGGAGAAGUGAGUGGAGUCCGGUUGUGCGGAUGAUCCUUGGUGGCAGGCUGGAUGACUGAUACUGAGGGAGACCUAAUGCACACACCAGAGGGCUUGCGGGGAAGACAGACUGAUGACAAACACAAGGCAGACAGGACACAGGGAACACUGGACAAACUAGGAGAGACAGAGAGCAGAUAAGUACAAUAUACUGAUAUCGAGUGUUAGUGAUUACCAGGAGGUGUUCACUCAGAGUCCGCUUCGUAGGAACGAGACCGGACCCUGAGUGAAGUGAGGUGUGUGCUUAUAUAGUGACUAAGUGAUUGGGUGCAGCUGUGUGUGGUUAAUACUCAGGUGAUGGUGAUCUUUGCGUGAUGCUGGUGGAAGAGCCUGGCCAAUCCGUGACAUUACCCCCCUCCCCAGGGCCCGCUCCUGAGGGCCUAUACCUCCGACGCCGUGGUGGUCUACCACGUCCACGAGGUGCUGGAAACUCGGGGUGAUUGGAGUGGAACUCUUCCAUAAGUGCAGGAUCUAAUAUAUCUGAUCUGGGGACCCAAGAUCUCUCCUCCGGACCGUAUCCCUCCCAGUCGACAAGAUAUUCCAGCUGACCACCACGACGUCGGGACCGUAGAAGGUCCUUGAUCUUAUAAAUGGAUCCGACUUCCGACAUCAGGGGGGGAGGAGGUUCCUCUUCAUGGCCAGGCUCUGUGGAAGGAAUCAGAGGGUCGUGAAAGGGUUUGAGGAGUGAAACAUGGAAUGUGGGGUGGAUCCUAUAUUGUGGUGGUAACUGUAACUUAAAUGUGACGGGGUUGACCUGCUCCAGGAUGGUGAAGGGACCAACAAAUCUGGGACUAAGUUUUCGGGAGGGCAGUCGCAAGCGGAUGUCUCUGGUGGAGAGCCAAACUUUCUGCCCCGGCGCAUAGCUUGGACCUGGGAUCCUCCUCUUGUCGGAGACCUCCUUGGCUCUGCGAACUGCCCUCUGGAGAUGGUGAUGAGCAUCGUCCCAGACCCUCUCGCUCUCCCGGAACCAGUAAUCCACUGCGGGGACAUCAGAAGGUUCGCCAUCCCAGGGAAAGAGUGGAGGUUGGAAGCCCAGAAUACACUGGAAUGGCGUAAGUCCGGUGGUAGGUUGCCGCAGGGAAUUCUGGGCGUAUUCCGCCCAGCCCAGAAACUGGCUCCAGGAGUUUUGAUGACCGUGACAGAAUGUUCUGAGGAACCGCCCCACUUCUUGGAUUUUCCUCUCUGUCUGGCCGUUGGUCUGUGGAUGAUAGCCAGACGAGAGGCUGACGGUCACACCUAGGAGUCUGAAGAAGGCUUUCCAUAGUCUGGAGAUGAACUGGGGUCCUCUGUCCGAGACUAUGUCCUCAGGUAAUCCAAAGCAUCGGAAGACAUGGUUGAAUAGGGUUUCGGCGGUUUCCAGGGCUGUGGGCAGACCCUUCAAGGGAAUCAGACGGCAGAAUUUGGAAAAAUCGAUCGACAAUGACUAAAAUGCAGGUAUUACCUCCAGAUGAUGGGAGAUCUGUCAUGAAGUCAACUCCUAGGUGUGACCAGGGGCGGUUUGGGAUGGGCAAGGGAUGGAGUUUACCUGCAGGUAGAUGGCGAGGACUCUUCGACAUAGCGCACUCUCUACAGCCUUGAACGUAUCUCCUCACAUCCCUCGCCAUGUGCGGCCACCAAAAGCGUUGGGAUAGCAGCGAGAGGGUGUUGUUGGUCCCGGGAUGUCCUGUGCCCAAAGAUGUAUGGGUGGAAUGGAUCAGAUCUACCCGUUGGUUUUCAGGAAUGAAGCGACGAUUGGGGGGACAGCCCGGCGGAGUCCUGGAUUCGGGAGUGGCGACGACUGUAGGAGCGGACCAGGUGAUGGGACAGACCGUGAUCUGUUCUGGGAGGAUUCUGGCUGGGGUCUCCAUGAUUUCCGGCUGAUCAUAAAUACGGGAAAGUGCGUCCGCUCUGAUGUUCUUUGACCCAGGUCGGUAAGAUAUGGAGAAUUGGAAUCGGGAGAAGAACAGGGACCAUCGGGCCUGACGAGGACAGAGUCUUUUGGCUUCUUUGAGGUACUGAAGAUUCUUAUGGUCUGUAAUCACCUGGAAAGGAUGUUUAGCUCCCUCCAGCCAGUGUCGCCAUUCUUCCAGGGCAAGCUUGAUAGCUAAUAGCUCCCGAUUUCCGAUGUCAUAGUUUCUCUCCGCCGGGCUGAGCUUCCUUGAGAAAUAGGCGCAUGGAUGGAGUAAUGC
Molecule: messenger RNA, 4178 nt
Organism: Danio aesculapii
Lineage: Eukaryota; Metazoa; Chordata; Actinopteri; Cypriniformes; Danionidae
Gene: slc9a2
Product: solute carrier family 9 member 2
Exons: 9
Coding region: 124-1884 (586 amino acids)
Biological process (GO): regulation of pH; sodium ion transport; proton transmembrane transport
Cellular component (GO): membrane
Molecular function (GO): sodium:proton antiporter activity
Source: RefSeq, a predicted model, not a curated record